Chaetomium fimeti is the source of this 1317-nucleotide messenger RNA. RefSeq lists its product as uncharacterized. Gene Ontology annotation, molecular function: oxidoreductase activity. The record is from RefSeq and is a predicted model, not a curated record. The transcript is spliced from 5 exons. The coding region runs from base 170 to 1300 and encodes 376 amino acids. Lineage: Eukaryota; Fungi; Ascomycota; Sordariomycetes; Sordariales; Chaetomiaceae.
UGGGAGAAGUUCCGAGAAGCGGAGCCCCCGCGGGCGGGCCAGGCUCGAGCCGCGCCAACAAGGCAAGGGGGGGCGCCAGGAAGACAGGUUAUAAUGCCGGGUUAUCCUCCUCUUUUUUCCAGGAGGAGCUCUCUCGUCAACCAAGCCUGUUGUUGCCAGCGUAGCCACCAUGGCUCGUCUCACACUCGCCGGGAUGCUUGCAGUCCCGUGGCUCCUGCUCGCCGGCCUCGCGUCGGGCGAUGCAGUGUCCGAUCUCCAGGACGCGGGCAGGGCCAACAUUGACGCCCAGAUCGCCAAGUCGGCGACAUGCACUAAGGAGAACCUCCAGGUGCGCCGCGAAUGGGGUGACAUCUCCGCCGACGAGAAGAAGGCGUACAUCGCCGCCAUGCUGUGCAUCAUGGAGAAGCCGUCCAAGCUGGACCCGGUCCAGUUCCCUGGCGCCAAGUCGCGGUACGAUGACUUUGUCGUCGUCCACAUGAACCAGACCAUGACCAUCCACGGCACCGGAAACUUCCUUUCGUGGCACCGGUACUACACCUGGGCGUUUGAGCGUGUUCUCCAGACCGAGUGCGGAUAUAACGGGACCCAGCCUUACUGGGACUGGGGACGCUGGGCUCAGGACCCCGAGACGUCGCCCAUCUUCGACGGCAGCGAGACCUCGCUGAGCGGCAACGGCGAGAAGAUCGACCACAAGGCCUCGGGGAUGGUGCCCGCCGGCAACGGAGGCGGCUGCGUCCUGGCGGGACCCUUCAAGGACAUGGUCGUGCACCUGGGCCCCGUCUCCCCCUCCAUCGACCCCGCCCCCCCUCGCAACCCGCGCACGGACGGGUACGGCGACAACCCGCGGUGCCUGCGGCGGGACAUCUCCAACCAGCUCUCCAGCAAGUUCUCGCGCACCGAGGACAUCGUCAACCUGAUCAGCACCUCCCCGGACAUCGGCACCUUCCAGACCGUCAUGCAGGGCACCGGCGGCUUCGGCGUCGGCGGCGGCGGCAUGGGCGUGCACGGCGCCGGCCACUUCACCAUCGCGGGCGACCCCGGCGGUGAUUUUUAUACCUCGCCGAAUGACCCCGCGUUUUGGGUGCAUCAUUCGAUGAUUGAUCGGACGUGGACGAUUUGGCAGUCGCAGGACUUGGAGGCGCGUACCCAGGUGAUUGAUGGGGGGACGAGUAUGUUUGGGGGCGGGCGGAUGGCGAGUUUGGAUGAUCUGGUUUUCUUGGGGGUGUCGGCUGAGGAGGUGUAUCCGAUUAAGGAGCUGGUGAGUGUGGUGGAUGGGCCGUUCUGCUAUGUUUAUGAGUAGACGGUGGGAGAUGAUGG